AGCUUCUACCGUAAGUCCAUUCCAGCUGACGCCAUGAACAGUACCGCACAGGAUAGCACAGCACAGCACCAGCACCGCUGGAGAAACGUCUGGCGCUCUCCCAUACGCAGCACAGGCACAGAAGACGCCGGUCCUACUGUGGGCGACGACGACACUCGGUGUCGACGAUGCCGGCCAUGCUCGACGACCCGACGGCGCCCGCGAUCUAUCGCAUCUCGGGUCAGCAGCCGUUUCCCGAGCCCUUUGGUGCACUCCCGCAUGAGAUCUCGCCCAAGCAGGUGACACUCCGCGACAGGACCACAAUUGCUACCCUUGUUCCGUUCUCGUCACCAAAUCAGGUGCCUCCACACUUGACUGCCUAUCUGUGCGAGCUCUUGAACCGCGAAAUCGAAAAAGGUGACACGUACCCCAUGAUUGAUGGUAUGGCGCUAUCUUCCUUCGCGGCUUACUGGUUUGCCAAUUUCGGCGCCAUCAUGGUCGUCGGCGACAUCUCCACGCCAGAAGAGAUAACACACAUGGAGGAGCAGGGUGUGGACUGGGCCAAGCUCUGCUUGGGAAGCUUCUACGUCAAACCAAACUACCCAGGUCGGAGCAGUCACAUCUGCAAUGGUGGCUUUCUCGUCACUGAUGGAGCUCGAAAUCGUGGCGUUGGCCGGCUCAUGGGAGAAGUCUAUCUUGAGUGGGCUCCCAAACUCGGCUACACGUACUCCGUUUUCAACCUUGUGUACGAGACCAAUCUGGCAUCUCUGCGCAUUUGGGAUGCUCUUGGCUUUAAGAGAAUUGGGAGAGUCAAAGGCGCCGGAAAUCUCAAGAGCUACCCAGGAACAAUGGUAGACGCCAUCAUCUUUGGCCGAGAGCUGGGGGGCGAGAAUGAAGAGUAUCAAAGCGAGGAGCGCUUCGAUAAGAUUCGAUACUAUCUCAAGUCGGGCGCCUACCCAGCCGGCUCAGACCGUGCUGAGAAAUCGAGACUGCGGUCUGCUGCAACUCACUACAGAUUGAUCCCUGGCAAUGGAGAAGAGGACAAGCUCAUGCUGAAGGGGAAAGAAGUGGUCUCUGAUCCGCACAAGCAGUACGAAAUCGCCCGCGCGAUGCAUGCCCAGACACAUGGCGGCAUCAACAAGACCACUGCUGGUAUUGCAGAGAAGUAUCAUUGGGUGCGCAUCAAGGAGACUGUCAGUGCUGCAAUACGAAACUGUGCCGAAUGCAAAGAGUCCUUGACACCCAAACAUGCAGGCGCCAUUUCUCCUUCCACUGGUGGUGCUAGUGCUCGUCGUGGUCCGUUAGCUGGCCCCAAAAAGAGCACUCCUGUUGUGGCACGUCAAAUCGUGCCUGUCAGUCCGGAUGUAGGUCUGACUAAUACAAUCACCGGUCCACCAUCAAGCGAGUCCAGUCAACAGGCACAGCACAUGGUACAUAGUUCGCAGCGUGACAAUCAGCAAGUGCACCAGCAAUUGGACCAAGAGCUUCUUCAGCAUGCAGUACCAACUGCUAGAAUGGGCGGCAUAGUGGAUUAUCAAGAUGGUUCCAGCGCCGACUAUGGUGACACUGGGCCUGUUGAUCCUCAGCUGAUGUGGCAGACUGGACAUGACGAUCAGUCUAUGCAGAUUGAUAGUGAUGACAAGACUGGUAACACCGAAGACGAUGGCGAAUCUCACCUCCGAGAAGUGCUUGGUGCGCACGCCAUGGCAGGUGAGAUUCAGUCAUUCUUAGGAGAGGCAGCACAACGACAGGAAAACCGCUAGGAGGAGUUUGACUAUAGUGACGGCGAUGCCCAUAUGAGUGCAUUCUUCCAGAACACCAUGGAUGCUUGGGAGACACUAAAUUAGCAGGAGGAAAACGCGAUGAUGCUGGCAAUCGCGAUCCAAGGUACAAUGCGGCCUCUUCAACAAGCCAGGGGCAUCAGGUGAUACCGCCUUGCAAGACAGGUGUAACUGCACAACUCAACGUCGGUUUCAAGAUUCGCGCACUGGCAGAACCAAUAGCGACAGUACAUAUGUGGUCGCCGAAGAAUGGCGAACGAGUCUCAAGUGCAUAGAGGAGAUUCCAAUGACAAAUUGUUGUAAAAAGCGGCCCUAGAUAAUGGUGGGUACAGCCCUACUCUACCUUCACUUCACAUCAACAUCAAC
Molecule: messenger RNA, 2126 nt
Organism: Sphaerulina musiva SO2202
Lineage: Eukaryota; Fungi; Ascomycota; Dothideomycetes; Mycosphaerellales; Mycosphaerellaceae
Exons: 1
Coding region: 168-1742 (524 amino acids)
Source: RefSeq, a predicted model, not a curated record